Aspergillus uvarum CBS 121591 is the source of this 860-nucleotide messenger RNA. RefSeq lists its product as uncharacterized. The record is from RefSeq and is a predicted model, not a curated record. The transcript has 2 exons. Gene Ontology annotation, molecular function: oxidoreductase activity, acting on the CH-CH group of donors. Gene Ontology annotation, biological process: lipid metabolic process. Bases 30 to 827 code for a protein of 265 amino acids. Lineage: Eukaryota; Fungi; Ascomycota; Eurotiomycetes; Eurotiales; Aspergillaceae.
CAAGUUAUCUGUAAAGAGUGGCACCGAUAAUGUCAGAUCCACCCAAGCCCCUCCACGACAAUGUCUCACGCACCAAAUCCAGCUCCCCACUCGGACGAGCCGUCUUCAUCGGCCUCCGCGCCGCCGACGUCUGGUGGCAGUACAGCCUGCUAAGCCAGGGCUGGGCCUCGCAGCUCAUAACCAAGCUGGGUGGCUCUCCCGUCGUGGCCGGCAAUGUCUGGGCCACCUCCAGCAGCAGCCUGCACCUCUACUACCACCUCGUCAGCCUCCUCUCCCUGGGCAGCAGCAUCAAGCAGAUCGCCACCAUGCUCUUCGUCUCGGAACAGGAAACCCCCGUCGGCUCCGCCGCGCUGAUCGCCUUCUUUAACACGGCAUUUAACACGAUAAACACCCUCCUUGCCAUCUGGUCGCGCACUUCCCAAGCCCCAGCCUCCACCAGCAAGACCCUAUGGCACUUCAUCCUUGCAAACCCCACCGUAACCGUGGGCUUCAGCGCCUACCUCGUUGGUAUUCUAACGGAGGCAGUCUCCGAGUUCCAGCGCCGCGCAUUCAAGAAAGACCCCGCCAACAAAGGCAAGCCCUACGGCGGGGGUCUGUUCUCGCUGGCGACCAACAUCAAUUACGGGGGAUAUACCGUCUGGCGGGCGGGGUAUGCGAUGGUGACGGGCGGCUGGCCGUUGGCGGCGGCGACCUUCGGUUUCUUCUUCUGGGAUUUCGCGGUGAGGGGCGUUCCGGUGUUGGAUGAGUAUCUGGUCGGUCGGUAUGGGCAGGCUUAUGAGGAGAUUAAGGCGCGGGUGGGAUAUCGGUUGAUUCCUUGGGUUUAUUGAAUUUCUGUCUGCGAUAUUGUUAAUUGGAGUGAU